UCACGCAAAGAGCUCUCAUUUGGUCUUUCCCCCCCAAUCGGCUAGCAAGCAAUGGGGGAUCGUCAGGGACAGACAAAUAUACUUUCUGCACUACAGCAGGACCCGCGCGCUCAAGACCUCCCCAUUGCGUUCUAUAUAACCCGUGCAGCCGCCGCCAGCCGUAGUCAGUUUUACAGCGGCCCAGAGUCCAGUCCGCCCCCUCCAUACGUAUCCCGCAAAAGUCCAGAUAAGAAAAACCGUCCGACGCCACCAGCCGCGAGCCGAGCAGCGCAGCCAAGCCUUCAGCCAAGCACACGGGACCACGACGGCGCAGCCAAGAAAGCGACAGAAUUAACCUAUAAGACGCGAGUAGGUCUCUCUCUCUCUCUCUCUCGGUCUCUCUCUUGCCUCUCUCCGUUCCCAAGAAUACAAAGAAAAGAGGCAAACCAAAAAUUAAUCCGCCUUUUCCAAAAUGUAGAAAAACCCACUCCGCAAAAACCCGGUUAUCCUCGUUGCUGCUGUAGUUUCUUAUUUGUCACGCCAUUAACACCGUCCCAUGCCGUUUGGUCUUUCUUUUGCGAAACACCGGAAACACCAUACAGAAGAAAAAAGAAGAAGAAGAGGAAGAAGAGGGAGAAAAGAAGGAUAAGAAGAGAAGAAUGAGAAAAAAAAAAGACAAUGCACGACGACACGCUUGUACGCAGCACGCGAGAUUGGAAGCGAGGCCGCCAAAGCAAAGACGCAACCCAGGCUGCCGCUCUGCCAUUCGGCGGCAUUAUUUUCAACAACG
Messenger RNA from Aplosporella prunicola CBS 121167, 769 nucleotides. RefSeq lists its product as uncharacterized. The record is from RefSeq and is a predicted model, not a curated record. The transcript has a single exon. NCBI's taxonomy places the organism in Eukaryota, Fungi, Ascomycota, Dothideomycetes, Botryosphaeriales, Aplosporellaceae. The coding region runs from base 52 to 642 and encodes 196 amino acids.